Molecule: messenger RNA, 7977 nt
Organism: Clupea harengus (Atlantic herring)
Lineage: Eukaryota; Metazoa; Chordata; Actinopteri; Clupeiformes; Clupeidae
Gene: sema4ba
Product: sema domain, immunoglobulin domain (Ig), transmembrane domain (TM) and short cytoplasmic domain, (semaphorin) 4Ba
Biological process (GO): positive regulation of cell migration; neural crest cell migration; semaphorin-plexin signaling pathway
Cellular component (GO): plasma membrane
Molecular function (GO): chemorepellent activity; semaphorin receptor binding
Source: RefSeq, a predicted model, not a curated record
GCAUGAGAAACAACCUCUUUUUUUUUGUUUCUCAUCAACAACUCAUUUUGUGGAUAAAAUCCCCCUACUGUGACUUAAAACAUAAUUCAAAGAAGCCAUUUUUUCCCCCUCUUUUUACUCUCAACUCUAACUAUAUUGUAAGGUGCUAGCUACUCUGCCAGGAUCAACACCGUGCGCUAAUGCUAUUCAAAUGAAAGAGGAGCUGAGGCUUUGCCCGCUGUGCUGGGGGAGUAUGCAGUUUCACGUUUGGACAGUGCUCCUUUCUCAGACCAUGAAACACUGUCUUCAGUCCAGACUCAGGGACCCUCGGAAGCAAGCUGGCGUGGAAGAAGCCCGGAGGACUUCCUUAAUAGAUGUGCUGUUCCUUUUUUUGGCCGUGCUUUUGGUUCUUACCUUGGUGUAUUGAUGGCUGGCCUCUCCCUUUGACGGGUCAGGUGAAACCCGGGGACUUUCUAAAAGUUUUUUUUUUUUCCUGCUAUUUUUUAAGUAGUGUCAGUAAGUGCAUGAAAAACUGGUUUUGCUCCUUUGCAGUACAUGUAUUAAGAGAGAGACUGAAUGUAAGUUGAGAGCGGUUCAAGGUUUUUCUUUCACUCCUUUUGAAUACUCUGUGUCCAAGUACGCCACUCCCCUCCUCCUCCUGUUUCUCCUCCCCCUCUCCCUCCUCUCUCUCCUCUCUCUCUCUCUCUCCUCUCCCUGACAGAGGGUUGAGGGAGGGGCCUUGUGAUUACGCCAGAAGCAGGCGGCACUAGCUCUGCGUGUCAGCUACUCACUCACGCACUCACACACACAUACACACUACACACGCUCACACUCACUCACUCAGACUUGCAUGCAAGUGCGCUGAUGCUGACAGAGAUACACACACACAGAGAGAGAGAGAGAGAGAGAGAGAGAGAGAGAGGGAGGGAAGGACAGGAGACUUUGCACUGGACUACAGGACCGUAGAGCCCUGUUGCAGACACGCUGGAUAAAGCUACCGCUCAGCCGUGCACUCAUACUUCAAGGGAUUUCAUUUCAGCUCGUGUCCUCUCUUUGAUUCUCCAGGGGGGACUCAAAAAGGAGGGGCUUUUAAUUCCCCCCCCCCCCCCUCAAGUGAAGAUUACUUUGACAGCAAAAAAAGACGCUGGUGAACAGAUAAGCUCGUGAGCGGACCCGAGGCCAGUUUGUGUGUGUACUGGUGUUUGAAGCCGCCGCUGCAGGGAGCAGGUGUCAUGGGAGGCUGCCUCUGACAGGAGAGGCCAUCGCUCUGGGCAUCGCCGCCAUCACUCAGCGCUACAGAGGAAGCACUCCAAGGGACUUUGUUUUUCUCAAACACCACAGAGCUCUCCUGUUCUGGGACUGUUCACUGCCCCAUACCAGAAGAAGGAGAGAAGGAGAAAGGAAUAAAAUAAACCUGACGGAGAGAGAAAGAGAGAAAGAGUGUGGAAGAAAAGAAAGAAAGGUCUUCAUGAAUCCCAAAAAGUCCUGAAAGUAGAACAGUAUACACCGUACACUCUCACUCCCCCCCUCCGUCCCCCAGCGGCAGUCCUGAGGCGCCAUGCGGACACUCCGAGCCAUGGGCCCGCUACUCGUCUCAGCCUCCUUUCUGCUCCUGGCAGCCUGGGCCCCAGCCUGGGCCUCGGAGGACGACGUCACCCCGCGCCUCAGCUUCGCUUACGAUGCAAAAGAGAGGUCAGCCAAGAGAUUUUCUGCCGAUGGCGUCCACAAUUACACCUCUCUCCUCCUCAGUAAGGAAGAUAACAUGCUUUACGUCGGAGCACGAGAGGCUCUCUACGCCCUCAACCUCAGCGAUAUCACUGUGCCUGCGCUGCAACGCAACUUAACAUGGAGCACCCCAGACAGAAAAAGGGACGAAUGCAGUUUCAAAGGAAAAGACCUGAAGACCGAUUGCUUCAAUUACAUCAAGAUUCUGCUGCGAGUGAACGUGACACAUCUCUACGUGUGUGGGACCUAUGCCUUCAGUCCUACUUGCGCAUACAUUAGCACAGAAAACUUCAUGCUGGUGAGGAGCAGGACAGGAGAGAUUAUGACAGAAGAUGGACGUAGUCGCUGCCCCUUUAACCCGGAGUACAAAUCCACCGCCAUCAUGGCAGAUGGUGAACUGUAUGCCGGCACAGUCAGUAACUUCCAAGGCAACGAGCCUGUCAUUUACAAGAGCCUUGGCCACGGCUCUGCACUGAAAACCGAAAACUCAUUGAACUGGCUUCAAGACCCAGCCUUUGUGGGAUCUGCCUACAUCCAGGAGAGCCUGCCCCUAGGCAACCCAGUGGGCGAUGACGACAAGAUCUACUUCUUCUUCAGCGAAGCGGGGAAGGAGUUUGAUUUCUUUGACAACACCAUUGUGUCGCGCAUCGCUCGCGUGUGUAAGGGAGAUAAGGGAGGAGAGAGAGUCCUGCAGAAGAAGUGGACCACUUUCCUAAAGGCCCAGCUGCUCUGCUCACUACCAGACGACGGUUUCCCCUUCAACAUCAUUCAGGACAUGUUCGUGCUGACCCCCGGCAAGGAGGACUGGAAGAGCACCAUGUUCUAUGGCGUCUUCACCUCACAGUGGUACAAGGGUGCGUCCGGAAGCUCAGCUGUGUGUGCCUUCACUAUGGAGCAGGUUGAGAGAGCGUUUAAUGGCCGCUACCGUGAGGUGAACCGCGAGACGCAGCAGUGGUACACCUACAACCAUCAGGUCCCUGAGCCUCGCCCCGGAGCGUGCAUCACCAACACGGCGCGCGGCAUGGGCAUCUCCUCCUCUCUGCACAUGCCUGACAAGGUGCUGAACUUCGUCAAGGACCACUUCCUGAUGGACAGCGUGAUCCGCAGCCCGCCCCUCCUGCUCAAGCGCAACGUGCGCUACACGCAGAUCGCCGUGCACAGAGUGCAGUCCAUCCACAAGGCCUACGACGUGCUCUUCAUCGGCACAGAUGACGGCAGGCUCCACAAGGCCAUCAACAUUCAGGGCAAGAUGCACAUCAUUGAGGAGAUGGUCCUGUUCCAUGAACCUCAGCCUAUACAGCACAUUGAGCUUGACACAGAUAAGGGUCUGCUGUAUGUGUCUUCCUUCUCCGGGUUAGUGGAGGUUCCCGUGGCCAACUGCUCUAACUACCCGAGCUGUGGGGAAUGCGUCCUCUCCAGAGAUCCCUACUGUGCCUGGACAGGGAGGCAGUGUCUGGAUGUCAGACAGGCGCCCCCUGGGAGCAAAUGGCAUCAGGAUGUGCAUAAUGCAGACACCACUGGCUUCUGUAAUAAGACGACACCCAGCCCUCGAUUUUCAAAGCCCUCAUCCACUCGUUCAUCGGCGUGCCAGCUGAUUGUCAUGCCCGCCAACACCUUCAAGGUGCUGCCCUGCAAGCUGCGCUCCAACCUGGCGGAGCGCCACUGGGAGUACGGCGAGAGCGCCAGCCAGUUCCUCUACCCCAGCCAGGACGGAGGCCUGGUGGUGGUGGCCCACGCCGACCGCCAGGAGACCUACGAGUGCUGGUCGGUGGAGGAGGGUUUCCGACAGCUCCUGGCCAACUACUGCGUGAGGGCGGAGGCGCGGCAGGAGAGCACCACGCUGUUCGGCCGCUCGCGCACGCCGCUGGCGCCCCAGGACGAGCCCAUCGCGCUGCCGGGGGAGGCACGCUCGCCGCAGUUGGAGACCAAGACGUACUGGAAUGAGCUGAUCGUGGUGUGUGGCCUGCUGGCCUUCUCGCUGGUGGUGUUCUCGCUGUUCGUCAUCUACCGCAACCGCGGGCGCAUGAAGUCCAUGCUGAAGGAGGGCGAGUGCCCCAACAUCCAGCAGAAGAAGCCUCGUGUCGUGGGCAAGCCGGCCGAAAGCCUGCCGCUGAACGGCAACACUGCCGUGCCGCCGUCCGUCUCCGACCAUAAGGGCUACCAGACACUCAACGACAACUACUUCUGCAACACGCCCACGCACGAGACGUGCUCCUCACCCGAGAACAGCAAGAGCUUCUCUGAGUCGGAGAAGAGGCCGUUGAACCUAAAAGAGAGUCACGUGGAGAUCUCGCCCACGUGUCCGAGGCCUCGCGUCCGACUGGGCUCUGAGAUUAAAGACUCGAUCGUGUGAUGUGGGUGGCGUCCAGGCUAAGGAGAAAUUGACGGUGACAAAGCAGUGGUGACAGAUGGGAAAUGGUGUUCUUUUAUUUUCUUAAAAGAUCACUGCAGACAUGGGAACACCCAAAGGGAAAUGUCCUGAACUUGGACACCUGGACACCUCAUCUGUGUUUCGUCUUUGCUUUUUUUUUUUUUUAUAUACAAUAAUACGGUCCCAUGAAAAAGGUCUUCAUUUAGGUCUUGUGGUCCUGUGCACAUUUCCCUACGUCUGUCACGAUCUUGCCCACCAGUGGUCCCUACAGCGAGGCUAAAGAGGUCGGAAAAAAAGUGUAGGGUCAGAGGUCAUAUCACAUCCAUGGUAAGCCAAGGAGACCAGAGAGCGAGUACGUUACAACCAAUUUGGUGAUGUACUCCCUUGAGCUGACACGGAGGGAUCCAAAGAAGCCUCCUCGAAAGUCCGUCCUAAUUAUCUGCUCACUAGCAUCCCCUCAAAGGCUGAGCAGUGGCCUCCAGCGGCUCACUAUAGGGGGUCAUACCAUCAUUCCACCUGGGGUUGCCCUCAUCUCUGUUACACCAGCACAACCGUUGGCAUGGUCCCCUUACGAUGAAACCAGAGGACUCCCUUGGAGGUAGACAGAGGGCAGAACCUACGAAUGUACUCCACGAAGGACUUGUACCCCCUUGAAAUGACUGGUACUCUAGAGUGGAUGACCCCUAGAGGCACAUGGAGCUAUUGAAAAGACAGGGGUUUGAACAGAGUUUAGGGGACAGAAAAUCUCAUUGGGAUAUGAGUAUUGUCAAAGAGAAUGCCGAGGUAUUAGACGAUAUGUUGCCUUUACUGAAAUUUGAAGCAGAGUAACUAUGAGUUGCAGAGGUCUAUGAUCCUUUAUACAUACAGUAAUAAUGUGACAUCACUAAGUGGCAGUAUACUAUGCAAAGCACAUAACAAAAUGUGAAAUGGAAAGUCAUCAGGCUACUUAGCUCACGCAUCUGUCUGAGUGUUGGCCUACUCCUCAGAGCUAUCAGCACCGCUCUCUGUUUCAGACACAUGCAGUCAUGUAUGGAAGCGAUAAUGAGCCCAGUGUGCACCCAGUGCUCCAAGCAUUCAUUACCCAGGAUUCAGAGCAGCAGAAGGCACAGAGCGAUACAUAGAGACCAGGGUUGGGGAGUAACUAGUUACAUGUAAUGGAGUUACAUCAUUAAAUAACAAAGUAAAUGUACUUGUAAUCCAUUACAUUUACAGUUACUGGAAAAAAUAUGUAAUUAAUUACAGUUACUAAUCAAAAUGCGAUUGGCGAUUACAAAGGGGUUACAUCUGAAUAUACUGGUAUAUUGGUAAAAAGCUUCUAUGUCCAUAACAUUCAUACUGUUGCCUUAUAUUUUUUCACCAUCUAGACAGGCUCCGUUUGGCAGUAUGUACUCCUAUUUUGAGCAUUGUUUUUGAUUGGUUCUCUCGUUUGGAUUUGCACCGCCUCUCGUCUGCCAAUCAAAAAGUUAUCAAAAAGAAUCAAAUGUAAUAAGUUACAUUACUUUGAUAAAGUAAUUAAAACAGUAGCAUUACUUAUUACAUUUUUAACAGGGUAACUAGUAAUCUGUAACCUAUUACAUUUUGAAAGGGACCUUCCCAACCCUGAUAGGGACCACCGGGGCUCAGUGAAACAGCUGAAUGUGUAUUCGGCCAGUAGGAGGUUAAUCGCUCAACAGGGCAGUGAAAAAUACACCCAGCAGAGAUGACCAACAUUCUCCUGUGUUUGUUUACAUUACCAAAAAUGAUCGCAUGUUGUAUGUGCCAAAAUCAAACAAAACGACAAAAAGCCAAUAACAACAAAAGAUGAUAUUCUCUUACAUGUCUGUAACAUGGCACAAUCAAUUUACCACUCUAGGGACCGUAACAAUUUAUAGAAAACAAAUCUUUUUCAAUCUCUAUCAGAACAACCUUAGUAUAAGAAAAAAAAGAGAAUUCAAGCUUGCCUAAGAAAGUGUUUAUGAGCACAAGAGCUUACCAGCAUCCCUGAAAUGGAGAGAGAAGAGGCAUCCAUUAAUUAGACUGUCUAACUGUAUGUAGGCUGUAUGAGAAAUAGAUCAUUUUUGAUAUGGCAUGUAGAAUACGUUUGGACCAGUGAAUGAAUGAUCAUGGAAGCAGAUUUAGAGAUGGGCAGAACCACAAUUAAAUACAAUCUACCUAAAUACUGUAUGAAUACACAGAGAAAAGCUAAGCGUGUUGCCCAGCAACGCCUCUCUGUAUUAUGUGUACUAUGUGUUCUGUAAAUAGAAUUUUAAGACUCCAUAGCUUGACAGAGGGACUGUUUCUCAGUUUCAUACUCAUUACCAUAACGAUUCAUGACAAUGUGACCUAAAAAAUAUAUCCAUUUCAUUUAUUUCCAAAGAUAAAACUAUUCUCAACGAUAUGAUGCACCAUUGAGUUGACAUUCUGUGAAAUUGUUGCCAGAGUUUUUUUUUUGUCAUGCAAACAUUUUUUAUGGUGGAAUGUAGUAAUACACUCAUUGAAAGUAUUCCAAAAUCUCUUUAAGUAAAACAUGUUGUGUCUUAUUUAAAUAUAGUCUAAAAAAUGUGUAUAAGAGAUUUCUCAUUUCAUUUCUUCAGACAAAGUAGCUGUGCGAAAGGCAUACUGCUAACAGGGGAAAGAUGUGUAUAUAUGUACAUUCUUACUGUGUAUGUGGGGGGCUGUUGUAAAUGGAAGGUUUCUAUAGUGUAGGGGCAAGCGAAGAGCACAAUGCUGCUUUUACCCACAAUGCAUUGUUUUUGCACAGAAUGUUGGGGAGCCUUGUUGAAAGUGUUUUUUUUUUUUUUUUUUUACAGUUCUGUAGCAGCUUCUUUACAUGUUUUCGUUUUAAAGAUGCCUUCAAGUAACAUUUUAUGACUCCAAGGUUGUCUCUCUUGAGACAUCAAAUAUAUGCUUCUAGCCUUGUGACAGAACACGAUCAGGUUAACCAAACAGCAGCCUCCUCAGCUUCAUGCUAUUAGGUGGUAGAUAUAAAAAAAAACAUCAUUCAGGCUUGCUCAAAGAUUAUGAAAUUAAAACAUAUUUGAGUGGAUGCCUUUCCAUUGUGGCCAGUAACUGCACAAUAGAUCCAGUUAAUAGCUAAAUGUUUUUUUCUUUGAUUUUAUUAUUUUAAAAGCAGUUUAUUGUCGUAAACCACUGUAAAUUGGAAGGUUGUCUGUACAACAGUCCACCACUGGUUAUGUAUCUACUGUGCAUAAAAACCUUCAAGGUCUAUCUAGAGUUAUAUACCCCAUGUACUGCGUACGACAAACACACAUACCAGUAUGCUCACUAAUCACACACACACACACACACACACACACUGGUGCAUGCAUCCAUAGAAGCACACACUCACACACAUUAUUGAAGCACAAAGAACCUUUGACUUUAAAACAUAAUUUUAUGUCUUCUUUUUUUACAUUCGUCUUUCAUUUGUUAUUUAAAAGAUGCGUAGGUACAUAAAACAACCUGUGGUGAUUGUAAACCAAUUGGCUUUGACCCGUUCAUCCACUGACACGCAAUGCAGUACAAAACUAGUUCUAAUAUUCAGAUGAUUCAGAGCAGAUUCUAUUGUUUAUCCACACACGCAUUGUAUUUCAGUGAGAGACAUACAUUUUGAUGGGACUGUGGUGAGAUCUCUGAUCUCAGUGAGCCAAACAGGGAGGCUAUCAGCACUCCUCCCCAGUGUGGAAGCACUCCAGCGAGGAGUCACAGCAACAGUACGCCAAGUCUGUCGGACUCAUUGUUGACGUGUAAACUUUUGUGUAAAGGUGUAUUUGUAAAUUGAGCUGCCAUUGUACAAAAAGCUGUUGUGAAAUGUAUUUUUUUGUAUUAUACAUCACUACUGUUUCUGUUGUUUUAUUAUACUGUACAUAAAAAAGCACUUUAUUUUAAUUUUCUAAAAUAAAACAGAUAAAAUAUGUUUGAAA